AUGAGUGAAAUAUUCGUUUCUGGUGCCAAUGGUUACAUUGCCCAACAUAUUAUUAAGAUCUGUGUUGAAAAAGGUUAUAAAGUUGUUGGAACUGUCAGAUCAGCUUCCAAAGGUGAUCAACUUGUCAAAGACUUUGGUGACAACUUCUCCUAUGAAAUCGUUGAAAACAUCGGUGAACCUAAUGCUUUUGAUGAGGCUUUGAAAAAACAUUCUAAUGUCUCAGUAUUCUUACAUACUGCUUCACCUGUUAGACUUGAAGUUGAAGAUGCUAUCAAAGAUAUUGUUGAACCGGCCGUUGCCGGUACCAUCAACGCUUUAAACGCCAUCAAAGAUUACGGUGUUAACGUUAACAAAGUUGUUAUCACCUCAUCAUCAGCUGCCGUUAUCGAUGCUUAUAAUAUGACUAAUCCAGACGGUGCCCUUAUCACUGAAGAAUCUUGGAAUCCUAUUCGUGAUGAAGAUGCUAAAGUAAAUCCCAUGUAUGCCUAUUUUGUUUCCAAACGUAAUGCUGAAAAAGCUGCUUGGGAAUUUGUUAAAACUCAAGAUGUUAAAUUUACUUUAAACACUGUCUGUCCAACUUUGAUUUUUGGUCCUCAAGCAUUCGAUGCCAAUGUUAGACAAAACUUGAACAGUUCAGUAAAAUUUUUAACCAAUCUUGUUGACCAAGGUCCUGAUGCUGAAAUUUUUGCAUUCGAUGGUACCUAUGUUGACGUAAGAGAUGUUGCUAAAGUCCAUGUUCAUGCUUUUGAAAGUGAUGUUACUAACUUCAGAUAUCUCCCAAUGACUGAAAAUUACUCUUUCCAAACUUGUGCUGAUAUUAUCAAUGAAAAGAUUCCUUCCUUAAAAGGAAAAGCUGCCAUCGGUAAACCAGGUUCAGGAUUGGAUGUUGCUAACAGGGUUUACCCUUGGGAUAAUUCAAAGACUAUGGCCUACGUGGAAAAUCCCAUUUCUUUAGAACAGUCUGUCCUCGACACCAUCAACCAAUACAUCGAGAACAAGUAG
Molecule: messenger RNA, 1002 nt
Organism: Yamadazyma jaroonii
Lineage: Eukaryota; Fungi; Ascomycota; Pichiomycetes; Serinales; Debaryomycetaceae
Source: the annotation of a GenBank genome assembly